GUAACAAUGGGGCGGUCCUCGGAACGGCGCUGCGGCGGCCCCGGGGCCUGCGGGGAGGCGGAGUCCCCUCGGCCGCAGCUGCUGGCCAGCUCGGGAUUUGAAAGCUUAUAAAGUCCGGGCGGAGAGGGCGGCGGCAUCGGAUGCGCGUGUGGCGGAAGCGCCGGCGGCAUGAACUACCCGGGCCGCGGCGCCCCGCGGAGCCCCGAGCGUAACGGCCGCGGCGGCGGCGCCUGGGAGCUGGGCUCGGACGCGGCGGGCACGUUCGGCGGCGGCUGCUGCUUCGAGCACCAGCCGGGAGACGGCGUGCCGCUGGCGUUGCUGCGCGCCGAGCCGCUGCACCUGGCGCCGGGCACCGACGACCUGAGCCACCUUGCUCUGGACCCGUGCCUCAGCGACGAGACCUACGACUUCAGCUCGGCCGAGUCGGGGUCGUCGCUGCGCUACUACAGCGAGGGCGAGAGCGCGGGCGGCGGCAGCUCUUCUUCGCCUCCGCCGCCGCUGGUCGCUCCGAACUCGGGGGGCGGUGGGGCGGCGGGAGGGGGCCCCGGGGACAGGAAGCGCGCCCGGGCCGGCAGCGCCGCUGCCCGGCACCGCUACGAGGUGGUGACGGAGCUGGGCCCCGAGGAGGUACGCUGGUUCUACAAGGAGGACAAGAAGACCUGGAAGCCCUUCAUCGGCUACGACUCUCUGCGCAUCGAGCUCGCCUUCCGGACCCUGCUGCAGACCACCGGCUCCCGUACCGGGGUGGAGGGCCGCGAUGGAGACCCGGCGUGCGGCCAGGCCUCCAGCUCCGGGGAGGAAGACGACGAGGACCGCGCCUGCGGCUUCUGCCCGCGGGCAGCGGGGCCCGAGCCCGAGAUGGAGGAGCUGGUGACCAUCGAGCCGGUGUGCGUGCGCGGCGGCCUCUACGAGGUGGACGUCACUCAAGGAGAGUGCUACCCGGUGUACUGGAACCAAGCUGAUAAAAUACCAGUAAUGCGUGGACAGUGGUUUAUUGAUGGGACUUGGCAGCCUCUAGAAGAAGAAGAAAGUAAUUUAAUUGAGCAAGAACAUCUCAGUUGUUUUAGAGGUCAGCAGAUGCAAGAAAACUUUGAUAUUGAAGUGUCAAAAUCCAUAGAUGGAAAAGAUGGCAGUGGGAUCAACUAUUCUGUUGUCUACCACCUCCCUCCCUUCACCCUCCCUUCUCUGUUCAAAUGGAGAGGAUAUAAGGAGAGUGCAGAAGCGACAGGUCUUAAGCGAAAGCGUUCCCAAGCUGUUCAUAGUUUCAAACUGAGUCGGAAUCAUGUGGAUUGGCACAGUAUGGAUGAGGUCUAUCUCUACAGUGACGCCACAACGUCCAAGAUCGCAAGGACCGUAACCCAGAAACUGGGGUUUUCUAAAGCCUCCAGUAGUGGGACCAGACUCCAUAGAGGUUAUGUAGAAGAAGCCACCCUAGAAGACAAGCCCUCACAGACUUCUCAUAUUGUGUUUGUUGUGCAUGGCAUUGGACAGAAGAUGGACCAAGGAAGAAUUAUAAAGAACACAGCCAUGAUGAGAGAGGCUGCAAGAAAAAUAGAAGAAAGGCAUUUUUCCAACCAUGCAACACAUGUUGAGUUUCUGCCUGUUGAAUGGCGAUCAAAGCUUACUCUUGAUGGAGACACUGUUGAUUCCAUUACUCCUGACAAAGUGCGCGGCUUGAGGGACAUGCUGAACAGUAGUGCGAUGGACAUAAUGUACUAUACUAGCCCACUUUAUAGGGAUGAGCUAGUUAAAGGUCUUCAGCAAGAGCUGAAUCGAUUAUAUUCCCUCUUCUGUUCUCGGAAUCCAGACUUUGAAGAAAAAGGGGGUAAAGUCUCAAUAGUGUCCCAUUCCUUGGGGUGUGUAAUUACUUAUGACAUCAUGAUGGGCUGGAAUCCAGUUCGACUGUAUGAGCAGCUGCUCCAGAGGGAAGAGGAGCUGCCUGACGAGCGAUGGAUGAGCUAUGAAGAGCGCCACCUUCUGGAUGAGCUCUAUAUAACAAAACGGAGGCUGAGGGAAAUAGAAGAACGUCUGCAAGGAUUGAAGGCGUCAUCUAUAACACAAACACCUGCCUUAAAAUUUAAGGUCGAGAAUUUCUUCUGCAUGGGAUCUCCACUAGCAGUUUUUUUGGCGUUGCGUGGCAUCCGGCCCGGAAAUACUGGAAGUCAAGACCACAUUUUACCUAGAGAGAUUUGUAAUCGCUUACUAAAUAUUUUUCAUCCUACAGACCCAGUGGCUUACAGAUUAGAGCCAUUGAUUCUGAAACACUACAGCAACAUCUCACCGGUCCAGAUCCACUGGUACAACACUUCAAAUCCUCUACCUUAUGAGCAUAUGAAGCCAAACUUUCUCAACCCAGCAAAAGAACCUACCUCAGUUUCAGAGAGUGAAAGCAUCGCAAAUAUCCCAAGCCCCGUGACCUCCCCGGUCUUAUCGCGGCGCCACUAUGGAGAGUCUAUAACGAACAUUGGCAAAGCCAGCAUACUGGGGGCUGCUAGCAUUGGCAAGGGGCUUGGAGGAAUGUUGUUCUCGAGAUUUGGACGUUCUUCAACAUCGCAGCCAUCUGAGACAUCUAAAGACACAGUGGAAGGCGAGAAGCAGCAGCCUGUUUCUUUGCCGUCAACCACCACCGUGGCCACACAGACCCUGCCGCACAGCAGCUCGGGCUUCCUGGACUCUGCAUAUUUCAGACUUCAAGAAUCGUUCUUUUAUCUCCCACAACUUCUUUUCCCGGAAAAUGUAAUGCAGAGUAAAGAUGCUAGCCUCGUGGAACUGGAGCACAGGAUUGACUUUGAACUCAGAGAAGGCCUGGUGGAGAGCCGCUAUUGGUCAGCCGUCACAUCGCACACUGCCUACUGGUCAUCCUUGGACGUCGCUCUGUUUCUUUUAACAUUCAUGUACAAACAUGAGCAUGACGAUGGUGUGAAGCCCAGCCUAGAGCCAAUCUGAACUCCCGAAGGAUAUGAAUGGCCCAAAACUUGUUUCUCUGUUAAAAUGUGUCAAGAUAUGGAGAUAUCAAGGUUCCAGUUUUGUUUAGGGCAAGAAAUACUUUAAUUUAAAAGCACCUUAUUUUAUUUUUAAAAGAGAACAAAAACACACUUUCAGUUCUAAAGAAGUUCCUUACUGUUUCUAUAAUUUCGAUUAUGAGUCUAGCCAAGCCCCUGCAGAGAAUCACCAGGCGUGGAAGUGUGGAGGGUUUAGGUGAGCUGCGUGAAGGUAGUCAUCACAGUCCAGUUCUCCAGGAGUCUAACAUAAUGUAUUAAUCUAAAGAUGGUAUAACUCUAAGGUGGUCAGAGUCCAGUCCGUUCUGUGAAGACUACAUACAGGUGGCAUCAUGGUUUUUGAUUCUGUGAAGGUUUCCAUGUCCACAGUUCCUUUGAAAGAAGAAUAUAACAAAUUUAAAAAGUUCUAAAUUUAACUUGUCUAAAAAAAACUAAUGCUAGAAAGCAAUAUUUGACUACUGUACUUAUAAUUUAUUAUCUCUAGUUAGUUCGUGUAUGAAACAUUAUGUUUUUAAUGUUUCUUUUGAGCCACAUUCAUUUUGUAUCAUGUUGAGGCCCCUUUUUCUCAAAAUCCAUCUUUGUACCUUCAGAUGACCAGGUAAUGCUGUGGCAUACUUUCAGGUUUUGGGGGGGGGUUUGUUUUUGUUUUUGUUUUGUUUUUCAUUAAAAACAUG
Molecule: messenger RNA, 3673 nt
Organism: Onychomys torridus (southern grasshopper mouse)
Lineage: Eukaryota; Metazoa; Chordata; Mammalia; Rodentia; Cricetidae
Gene: Ddhd1
Product: DDHD domain containing 1
Exons: 15
Coding region: 169-2946 (925 amino acids)
Cellular component (GO): cytoplasm
Molecular function (GO): glycerophospholipase activity; metal ion binding
Source: RefSeq, a predicted model, not a curated record